GUACUCCUGGCUAUAUACACACACAUGAAUACCUCCGUUUUUAUGAAUCAACUCCCAACCUCCAUCACAGAAAACGGGCAUCGCCAAACACAGCCAAAUGAAGAAAAUGGGUCUUGUUUGGAGUCAGUUGGCUUCUGGGUUCCUUUCGGUCCAGCCCCAGUGAGUUGGCCCAGGCCAGUGGGUUCAGACAGACCUCAACCACCACACGGAGAGGAUCAACACCGCCACACCUCCGUUCCCGCGCAAACUUAAAAAAGUGUUUACCCUAAAUACAUAGUGUUCCGCAGUGACCUAAAACAGUGAGGUGUCGCUGGGAAGAACUACGAAAGAACAACAACUAAAUACACCUUAAAAAAAUAAUUAGGAAGUGAAAUGUAAACAGAACCUGAGGUAUAUUAAAACAGAUAAGCUUAAAGGUGCGUUAGAAAGAAGCUAAGUUGCUCCUCAGGCGCACGUGAUGCCUAGACGAGAAAUCCGUAAUAAUAAUAAUAAUAAUAAUAAUAAUAAUAAUAAUAAUAAUAAUAAAACAGUCAAGUUCUCGAUAAAGCAACACGAUUUUAGUUGGGAUUAUUUCCGCUUUGGAUCUUAAAGUCAUGGACGGUGUUGAAGACCGACAGAGAGAUCAGUUGUGUGGAGACCGAUAGAGUGGAGACCGAUAUAGUGGAGACCAGCAGAGGAGACCGCCUAGAGAUGAGUGUUGUUGGUGCCUUCAGACAACAAGAGUAGAACAGCCACCGACAGACAGCGGCCCAGCACACAUUACCUCCCUCACUCGUGUACUACUGACAGGACGGGAUGCCCAGUAGUGGAUGGCUGUCGUCAAUUACCAGACACUUCAGCCGCACGCCCACGCUGCCUCACGCCCACACCGGAGAAUGUGGGCCAACUGGUGGUAACGGAAUUGCCACCGUGUCAUCUCAGGAUCCCCGGAAUGUUACUCAGUCUAUCACCCCGCCGAGUCGGCCGACCACACCGUGGAGUCUGGACACGCUGGACGACGAGAUCCAGCGGGCGCACGGCACCACACCACUUACCGGCAACGGCAAAACCUCACAUGCAUAUUAUGACACUCAUUCCGGAUACGUGGCGGCUCCCAGCAUGAUGGAGGGAUAUGGACAUGGCUCACAAUCUUAUCCCCACUCCUCCCGCCCUACCUCAGCAGCCUCCCGCCCAUCGUCGGCAGCAUCCCGCCCUUCUUCAGGUGUUUCCCGCCCAGCUUCUGCCGCUUCCCGUCUAUCUACACCAGCGCACUCCUUGCUUCGCGCCCAGACCCAUGCGCAGACGACGGCCGCCGCGGACUCCGCCGUCCCACUGCCCCAGCAGGUGGAUGAAGGGGAAUUAUACCAGAGCUACCCGGGGGAGACCUCCAUGGAGUCACGGGGCCACUAUUACAUCCCGCCCGUCAUCCCUCCCCUCUACGACCGCCCAGUGGCCGCCCCCACCCCCGCCUCCACCCGCUGCAGCACCCCCGUCUGGGACCUGGACGGCGAGAAGAGGGUCAGGUUCCUGGAGCCAGAGGUGGUGGGCGACGUCCCGUCUCGGCCAUCUAGUGUCAACUCUCAGUACUCACAAGUGCUCAAGAACUCCACCAGGUUCGCUUUCCAGCCUUCACAGCCACUGAGUGGGGAGGUGGGGGGCCAUAACCUUCGCUUCUGCAACUGUCCCUGUCACUUCAUCCCGUCUGGUCGUCGCAGCACGGGCGUCCAAGUGAAACGAACUGACCCCGAGCCUCCACGCCCACGACACUACCGCCUCUUCCUCACCCCCACCACCCAGGGCCUUGAUCACCUUACCCUUGGCACCAAGUCCCUCAGCCUGGUGACCCGCGCCUUGCUCUCACAGGUGGGGCUGAUGUUAGUGGUGGUGGCGUGGUGGGUGGUGGGGGCGGCCAUCUUCUCUACUGUGGAAGGCGCAGCAGAAAGUGAUACUGUCAACAGAAUGGCCACUCUUAGGACCGACCUAGUGCUGGGCCUCGCCACUGAGUUAAGACAGGUGUUGCCGUACGAGACUGUGUGGCGCACCAAGAUAGAGACCUACAUGGAGAGGCUAGAGACGGCCGUGCUGGACGCGGCGAGAGCUGGCUACGCCUCCAGGGCUCCUACCUGGACUAUGUCUGGAGCCCUUCUCUACUCCGCCUCCCUCACCACCCUUGUCGGUCCCAGUGGCAUGACGGUCCGCACGGGCUUCAGUCGCAUUUUUGCUGUACUCUUCUCUCUGGUCGGGGCGCCCCUCGUCCUUCUUUUAGCCAUCAGCGGUGCCUUCACCAUCCGCGAAGGAGUAGGAAAGGCGUGGGCGUGGCGCUGUGGGUUUGGCAAACAAGCAAGGGUCGCAGAUGGACGAGGUCAAGUAGUGGAGGGGCGGGCAGGACAGUAUGGCAGUGGGCGAGGCGGGUCGGCCGCUAGUACCCUCAACUUGGCCGGUCGACCCCAGAGCUCGACCAGUGCGGGUGUUGGCCCCGGAGGUGAACAAGGUGUCCGUAUCACGCCUAAUGGUCCAGGGGAACUGCCUGGCUCUAUAAGGCCACCCAACAGUGCCAAACCCAGACUCUGGGGUGGAACAGCCGACAUCCAGCAGCAGUCCCGCGUACAAGCGUUAGACUCCACCCUCCGUUCCAGCAGUAUUCUUUCCUCAACACUAAGAGAUACAGAUCACAGUAGUUCCUCUAGUGCCACUAACAGUGUGUCAGGCAGUGCUCAAAAUACCCUGUCAAAUAGCUCUCAAUUCCGGACUGUUGGAGAUGAACAAACCAUGGGUGUAAACCCCGCGAUACAGAGACGGGGCAGAUAUCCACCUCCUCCCCGACAGGGCUCUAGGCGGCCCCACGGCGUGCCCUGGCCCGUAUACCUGGCCCUGCUGGUGGCCUACAUCUUCCUAGGGCUGGCUAUCUUCGCACCCAUCCAGCGAUGGAGCUUCCCGUCCUCUCUGUAUAUCCUGAUGAGUACACUGAUGACUCUGGACCACGACAGCCUCGGGGAGAAGCAGCAGCUGGGAUCUAGUAGGAUCAUCGUGCCCUACGUGGUGUACAUGCUGCUGGGGUUGGUGGUGAUGGCCACCCUCGUUAUAAGCGUCUGGUCCUCCAUCUGUACCUCACUCGUCAACACUGGCAAGUAUCUGGCCGUCGUCAGACCCACCGCCAGAUAACAUUGUCUCACACACCUCAUAUGGAACUAGAAAAUUUUUAACACUAUUUUUACAGAAUGUUUAUAUCAUGUAAAGCAUGCCAGCGGUGACCCUCAUGGUGUAUCGAUUUGCAAUUUUAUAAUGGUGUUUGCUAGUGAGGCGAGGGAGGUUGUGGCCGGGAGUGGCUGAGCUGUUGUGAAGACGUCCCUCCCGCCUCGGUCACAACACGUGAAAUAAAAUGGAUAAAUUCA
Molecule: messenger RNA, 3371 nt
Organism: Homarus americanus (American lobster)
Lineage: Eukaryota; Metazoa; Arthropoda; Malacostraca; Decapoda; Nephropidae
Exons: 10
Coding region: 796-3141 (781 amino acids)
Biological process (GO): potassium ion transmembrane transport; stabilization of membrane potential
Cellular component (GO): membrane
Molecular function (GO): potassium ion leak channel activity
Source: RefSeq, a predicted model, not a curated record